Molecule: messenger RNA, 2058 nt
Organism: Stylophora pistillata
Lineage: Eukaryota; Metazoa; Cnidaria; Anthozoa; Scleractinia; Pocilloporidae
Product: divergent protein kinase domain 2A
Biological process (GO): regulation of transcription by RNA polymerase II
Cellular component (GO): transcription regulator complex; nucleus
Molecular function (GO): DNA binding
Source: RefSeq, a predicted model, not a curated record
GAUUCACAUAAGAAAUAAUUCUUCUUCCAUCGUGGAUUUUUUUUCUCUCUUCUCAAAGAACAACAUAACGUCGAUUAUUGUUUCUGAGGAUUUCUCCAAUGUAACAGAAUUUAUCAGGUUAUUUGGGAAGGACUACAAUGGGAGCAAUGCUAAAAAAUAUACAAGGUGACGCUUUCCGACGCUGGCCUUUUUGACUGCAGAGUCGAAUCAUGAGUCUCAGCUGAUCAAUAUGACUCCCGACGAUGUCGGGUUCAAACAUCUGUUAUUUCGUACCUAAGCGAUGGCGAAUUGCCGUUUUUGCCAUUGUGCUGUUGUUGGUUGCCUAUUUUGUCCUUGAACCGAUGAUUAAAACAGGUUCGCCAAUCAAUUUUGGAUGUGAAUACGAAAUGACAGACGUGCUAUUAACGCCGGAAUCUCUCGGAGUCAGCUUUUGCCCUAUUUGUUUUGGUCGGAAUGAAUCUAUCUGUGAAGGUGUUUUAUACAGUACUGUGCGGUUACGCCGUAAAAAGAGGGCUUCGUUGGAAGAUAAAUGGAAACCGAAAGCUCUAGGUCUGUUGAAUAAGGACAGAAUUUCAAUCAAACAUUUAGGAAAUAUUAGCGAGUUUCACAAACUUGAUAACGAAUUGUGUAGCCUGGUGGGAACGAUUAAUGCUCCAUGCGGUAAUGAUGUCAUUUGGAAAUCAUUCGUUAAUCCUUCAUCCAUAGAGAGUGCAAUGAAAGAAACCAUGUACUGUCCAUCAGACAGACUCAUCACCAAGGUUAAAAAUAUCUAUAUAGGAGAGAAAUUACGAAAAAACCAAACCAUUACUUUACAACUUACUUCCACACUUUACGUGAAUCAGGAACCCAUAAUCUUUCAGGUUUUCCCCUCUGAAAAGGGCUGGCCUUUCCCCAAACUCUACGGGGCUUGUGGUAGAGCAAUCAUAGUUGAGGAUGCAGGACUUCCUCUUGAUUAUUUUUUGUCAUAUCCUUGGGUAGAAAGAGCAAAGCUGGCCCUUGCAGUAAUCAAGAUUGCAAAGCAGCUGUCAAAUAAUCCAGAAAAUUGGGGAUUGUAUAUGACAGAGAUAGCAAUGGAUAAUUUUGCAGUAUCAAAUGGAAUGGUGAAACUUGAAGAUGUAGAUAGAAUUUUAGUGGCUGAUCUGUCACGAUCAGAUAUCAAAGCUGAAAGAGAAAAGACUGUGGAUGUUUGUGAUUGGACAGAGACAAACUGCUUGUCCUCACAUCCCACUGAACUUUGCGAGGGAGUCAUACGUGAUCAAAAUUAUUAUGCAGUUUGCCGCAGUGUGUUAUCAGACCUGGGAAGUGUGAAAGGACUGUUGCACUCCCCUCCGGAAGAAGGUGACUUUAGUGAUAUGUUACAGGAGGCACUGACAGAAUGUGUUACAGCACAAACAUUAAGACGAAAAGAAGCUCUCGAUCUUGUAGUAAGUUUACUUCAGAAGAAAACUGAAAAUUGACAAAAUGCUUGAGCAUAAUGUUGAACUUCAUAGUAAACAGCAAGUGUCAACAUUUUAACUUCUUAUCUUUUCCUAACUUAAUGGUUAUUUUGCCUUUUUGAAAACAGGGACCUGUGGAGUUUGAGACUUAUCAGCAAAAUCCACUUUAUACAGGUUGCCAUAAAUACUGUUUUAGACUUCUUAGGGUGAAUGUAUGAUAUUUCACAGGGUUCCAAGGAUUCUAAGACCACAUUCCUGUGUAAUAUAUUUAACUGAUCAUCUUCUAAUUAGAUAUUUUUUUUUUAUUUUUUUGGUGGGAUAAAAAUUGUUUUUCUUCCCCUCGUGGGCUCAAAUGACUCAUGAACAUUUAAGAAUGCUUUACAUGCUUAUAGAACUGUUAUUUAACAUUGAGAUUAUGAUAGGAGUAUACUAGAUGAAAUUCAUAUGAAUAUAGAAGUUUCUUUACUACCCCUUUGAAUUUCAGGUCCCUAUAAAAAAUGGUCCCUAUAUAAAAUGGUCCCUAUAUAAAAUGGUCCCUAUAUAAAAUUAGCUAAUAUUUCUGAGCAAAAAAAAAAUAUAGACAGGUAAAAACGAACGAUAUAAUAUCCCGACGUUUCGGCGA